Aspergillus thermomutatus is the source of this 573-nucleotide messenger RNA. RefSeq lists its product as uncharacterized. The transcript has a single exon. The record is from RefSeq and is a predicted model, not a curated record. Lineage: Eukaryota; Fungi; Ascomycota; Eurotiomycetes; Eurotiales; Aspergillaceae. The coding region runs from base 1 to 573 and encodes 190 amino acids.
AUGAAACUCGUCUACCUCCUCCUCCCGCUGAGCCUGGGCCUGGGGCUGCCAACCACCAUUCCCGCCGACGGGGCGAAACUGGAAGUAUACCAGCUCCAACACCCUGAAUACCAACAACAGCAACAAUCCAUCCUCCCACAAGACCAACCAGACCAAGACCAACCCAGCCUCCACGGCUCAUUCAUCAACCUCAACCUCCGCACGCUCAAGCCCAAUCAUCUCCACCACCACCAUCCCACCAACAACACCAACACCAACCAACCCACCGACAAAAUCCUCCAAGCAUACCUCCACACCCUCCACACCUCCCACCUCUGCACCCAGACCCUCUCGCAACACGCCCCCGAACUCAUCGCCAUAGCCCUCUUCUCCCUCCUCCCCCUCACCCUCUGCCUCCUGGCCCUCGCAGAGCGCAUCGCCCGCUCCUGCACCGUAGAGGCGUAUCCCGAGCGCGGGCGGCAGCAGCGCCGGUUUCUCGGCCGGGAGCGGCAGUGUCUGAUGCAGGCGAGGCGGGAGCGGGAGAAGAGGGCGGUGCUUGAAAGGGGGUGGUGGAUCGCGGAGCGUGGGCGUUGA